UCUUCUGGUGUUCUUGUGUUUAAUGUAGGAAUAUUGAACAAUACUGUUUCAUUGUCAGCUUAUUCUUGGAGUUAUGACUGUCAAAUAUCAAGGUUACGCUACCAGGUGGAUGUUUUUGUCUGUUUUUCUAUUUUCUUAUUCAUCUUUAAUGGGAUAAUAUGUGUUCUUCUUUUUUUUAGAUUUAUAAAAUAAUUUCCUUUGGAUUAUCUUUUGAUGUACUUUGCGUACAAAACAAAACAUGCGGACAAUACUUGUUACGGAGUUUCGUUUUGUGUUAUACGUAACCUUGACGGAAGGAAUAUACAGUAUAAGUACAUGCUAGCCUAGGGCUUCAUUUUCCAGACCAUGUUUGAAGCAGUCGUCGAAAUGGCGACAAACAUAACAACACCUAGCAGUGAACAGAUCGAGCCAAGUGCAUUAGCCGUUUUUGGAGGCUGGUUUACAUCUAUACACGGAUAUUCAAGCCUAACUGUGUGUUUAUUUGGAAUACCAACCAAUCUCAUCAAUAUAACAGUAUUAUCGCGGAAGGAUAUGCGUAACCCAACAAACGCCCUACUUUGUUGGUUGGCAGUGGCAGACUUGUUGACUAUGGUUUCUUACGUACCUUUUGUGAUUCACUUUUAUUGUGCCUUUGACCCUUACGACUUUUCCCCAGAAAAGUUUACAUUUCCCUGGGCAGUAUACAUGCUCUUUCUCAUAAACUUUGUUGCAACUACUCAUACAAUAUCGAAUUGGUUAGGUGUCUCAUUGGCCGUGUUCAGAUUUGUUCAGUUACGCUCUACUACAAAAGGUGCUGUCGCAAAAAGACGACUGUAUAGCACAAUACAGAAAGUGAUUGCAGGGAUAUACGUAUGUUCAUGUCUUGUGCUAGUACCAAAUUAUAUGACGAACAAAAUUGUUGAAUAUUCGGACUUCGAAACAAACAAAACCGCGUACUUCAUUAAUGACAUAAAACUGGGGACAAACGAUACCAAACCAAUUGUUUUAGUCAACGUGUUAACAUAUUCAAUUUUGACAAAGAUUGUACCUUGCAUUUUGAUGACAGUUUUCAGCGGAAGCUUGAUAAUAAGCCUCAACCUUAGUGGCCGCCAAAGACGUCGACGUCUUUCUGUAACAUCCAACAACGUUCGACGCGAAAGUAGACAGGCAAAAACUACGCGAAUGUUGCUUGUUGUGAUUAUCCUGUUUUUGUUGACUGAAUUUCCGCACGGAUUGUUAAUUCUAAUCAGUGCAGUCGUGCCAAACUUUUACAACAGCGUCUAUUCACCUCUCGGUGAUCUAAUGGACCUCGUUGCUUUGGUUAACAACGCUAUAAACUUCCUCCUGUACUGUAUCAUGAGUACACAGUUUAGAACAAAGUUCUUGCAAAUGUACUUCAAUAAACAGUCGACAUUCAAAGACAUGGAAAGGACACAACUUACAACAUCCUUAAGAACAACAAUUACUACACACUGAAAACAUGACAUCAAAAUCACUUCCAAUCCCGUCAGUUCAACUUAAACAUUUUUACUAUAUUAUUAUUGACUGAAACAAAAGCUUAUAGUACUGUUAUUAUAUCCGAUAUUGUACAUAGCAUUCUAUCAAGUGAAUAUUCCUCCAUGAAACUUUAAAGUAAUGUAUUAUUGAAACCAUAUCCAUUGACGUAUCAUUCCAUGUUACAAAUUUGUUAUUGUUAUGCUGUUAAACAUGUUUGAAUGGUGUUUGGUAAUGAUUAUAGUACAAUAUGCUAAUUGUUCACAAAAUAAA
Messenger RNA from Mya arenaria, 1746 nucleotides. Its product is annotated as G-protein coupled receptor dmsr-1-like. Gene Ontology annotation, biological process: G protein-coupled receptor signaling pathway. The transcript is spliced from 2 exons. Gene Ontology annotation, molecular function: G protein-coupled peptide receptor activity. The coding region runs from base 346 to 1455 and encodes 369 amino acids. The record is from RefSeq and is a predicted model, not a curated record. Gene Ontology annotation, cellular component: membrane. Lineage: Eukaryota; Metazoa; Mollusca; Bivalvia; Myida; Myidae.